UGUAGAGUCAGUGGUUAGGGUUUUUGGCACGCGAGGGCGCCCGUGCCUGUCGCGGUCGUGGAGCUCCUAGGAGCUGUAGAUCUUGACGCAUUUCUCUCGAUCGAUCUCUCGAUCUGUCCAUCUCCAGCUCCCGCGGCGUAUGCAACUGCGAGCGCCGACCGACGGCGGUGAGCGAUGCUUUCGAAUGAGAAGGCGUCUGUGACGAAAGAGCAGAACGAGCGGCACAAGAAGAUCCUAGAGGGACUGCUGAAGCUGCCAGAGAAUAGGGAAUGCGCUGAUUGUAGAAGCAAGGGUCCGAGAUGGGCUAGCGUCAAUUUGGGAAUUUUUUUGUGCAUACAAUGCUCUGGAAUUCAUCGGAGCCUCGGAGUUCACAUAUCAAAGAUACGAUCCGCGACGCUGGAUACAUGGCUGCCCGAGCAAGUUUUAGUAAUGCAAGAAACGGGUAAUGCGAGAGCCAACAGCCACUGGGAAGCGGAACUGCCACCCAACUAUCGUCGUCCGACGGAAAACGAUCGAAUUGGCCUCGAGAAUUUCAUCAGAGCAAAAUACGAUGCGAAGAGGUGGAUUCCAAGGACUAAGCCGUCUAAAUCACCGGAGAGGCACGCAACCAGCGAAGAUCGUGCGAGGCAGCUGAAAGCUGAUACGACGCAUAGAAAAGCUGAUGGCAGUAAGACACCGCCAAGAGACAAGCGAGUGGCUACUGAUAACACGGAUGUGCCUGAAGAGCCUCGGCGUUCUUCAGCGGAUUCUUCAGGGAAGACACCGAAUGCGAACUCGAGGGAAAAUGUGAAGACUCCUGAGAAGCCUCACGUUCCACAAGCAGCAGAGAAGCCAGCUCCUCCGAAAGUUGAUCACGCGGCGGACCUCUUCAGCCUUCUAACAGUCGCUACUCCUGAGACGGAAACGCCAUCGGGAUCCGACGAGAACUUGUGGGCGGCUUUUCAAGCUGCCGAUACUUCCACUACAGCCCCAGAUGCCACAGCUCCUGCGACAGCUGUUACUGCCACACCUGAUCAAACAGAAAAGAACUCAUCUACUGUGAAGUCUGUCACGUCCGGGCUCGAAGAUUUGUUCGCAGCGUCCCCGAUAAUCACAGCAAAGCCAGAAGCGCCUCCAAAGGAUGUGAAGAAAGACAUCCUUAGCCUUUUCGACAAGACACGUAUGACAUCUCCUUUCACUCUCCACCAGCAGCAAAUGGCGGCACUGCAGCAGUCGAUGCUUGCCGCGUCUCAAAUGCCGCGGCCGGCAUAUCCCAUACCUCAUCAGCCUCUAGGAAACAAUACCACCAUACCAAGCAGCGCAAGCAAAGAGGCUGAGAAUGGACACCUCCAUCUCUUGGGCGGUCUCCAGUUCCCCGCUGGACCUCCAAACGGUGCCUUGCUGCAAAAUGGCACGGCACCACAGCAACCAGCAUACCAAGGAUAUGGGAACCAAACAAGCUCGCAAUCGUUCUCGGCUCCAGUGAUGUCUUCCUCCUCGUAUCCAAACGGUGCGAAUCACCAGCACCAUGGCGGCGGCUCCUCCAGAUCGAGCAGCGGCAGCAAGCAGCAGCCGCUCGUCACUCCAUCGUCUGGCGCGAGUUUUGAUUUCUCGUCUCUCGCCAAUGACGCAUUCUUCAAGCGCUAAGAGUUUGUACUUUUUUAUCUCUCCUCUAUAGUUACUACUGAUUUUGAUUUUUAACACAAAGAACAAUAAAGAUUCUGUAGUAUAUUCUUUUGGCGGGAA
This is a messenger RNA of Selaginella moellendorffii, 1725 nucleotides long. Its product is annotated as probable ADP-ribosylation factor GTPase-activating protein AGD5. The record is from RefSeq and is a predicted model, not a curated record. Lineage: Eukaryota; Viridiplantae; Streptophyta; Lycopodiopsida; Selaginellales; Selaginellaceae. The transcript is spliced from 11 exons. Gene Ontology annotation, molecular function: GTPase activator activity. Bases 175 to 1626 code for a protein of 483 amino acids.